AUGGCUGUUGGUGUCAUCCAAAACGAGUGGCACAUCCAAGAGCUGAAGGCGACGGGCACAGCGCACUUCUUCAACUUCCUCCUCAACUCCAGCGACUACCGCAUCCUGCACGACCGCAUGUACGUGGGCAGCAAGGACUACGUCCUCUCGCUGGACCUCCACGACAUCAACCGCGAGCCCCUCAUCAUCCACUGGCCUGCAUCCCAGCAGAGAAUCGAGGAGUGCAUCCUGUCGGGCAAGAACAGUAACGGGGAGUGUGGCAACUUCAUCCGCCUGAUCCAGCCCUGGAACCGGACCCACCUCUACGUCUGCGGCACCGGUGCCUACAACCCCAUCUGUGCCUUCAUCAACCGCGGGCGCAAGGCCCAGGAUUAUAUCUUCUACCUGGAGCCAGACAAGCUGGAGUCGGGCAAGGGGAAGUGUUCCUAUGAUCCCAAAGUCGACACUGUCUCUGCGUUAAUAAAUGAAGAGCUCUACGCUGGCGUCUACAUCGACUUCAUGGGUACAGACGCAGCCAUCUUCCGCACCAUGGGCAAGCAGACAGCCAUGAGGACAGACCAGUACAAUUCCCGCUGGCUCAAUGACCCGGCCUUCGUCCGUGCCCAGCUCAUCCCUGACAGCAGUGAGAGGAACGAUGACAAACUCUACUUCUUCUUCCGGGAGAAGUCGGCCGAUGCCCCGCUGAGCCCUGGGGUCUACUCCCGCAUUGGGCGCAUCUGCCUG
This is a messenger RNA of Mesitornis unicolor (brown roatelo), 723 nucleotides long. Its product is annotated as semaphorin-3F-like. Gene Ontology annotation, biological process: semaphorin-plexin signaling pathway; neural crest cell migration; axon guidance. The record is from RefSeq and is a predicted model, not a curated record. Lineage: Eukaryota; Metazoa; Chordata; Aves; Mesitornithiformes; Mesitornithidae. Gene Ontology annotation, molecular function: chemorepellent activity; semaphorin receptor binding.